Messenger RNA from Penicillium olsonii, 2103 nucleotides. The record is from the annotation of a GenBank genome assembly. NCBI's taxonomy places the organism in Eukaryota, Fungi, Ascomycota, Eurotiomycetes, Eurotiales, Aspergillaceae.
AUGUCGCAUCACGCCCAAAUUGAAGAAGUCUCCGACUCCGACCCCGAGGAGGUCGCCCCCUCCUUCGACUCAGAUGAUGAACUUCCUCGCAAUGCCAUCAUCUCACCCGCAAACAUCCCAAGCAAGGCCGCCCCGGCGCCUCAACCCCAACAGAUGCCCAUGCCGACGAUGCCCGCACCCGAACCUCAGCGCGAGAUUCCCAAGCACUUCCAAUGCCUGUACCCGGUCUACUUUGAUAAGACACGAACUCGCGCCGAAGGCCGCAAGGUCGGCGCGGAGCUCGCGGUGGAAAACCCUCUUGCCAGAGACAUCGUUGAUGCGGUCCAAAUGCUAGGCUUGAAUGCGGGCUUGGAGCCCGAGAAGCUGCACCCCAAGGACUGGGCCAACCCUGGCCGAGUGCGCGUUCAGUUGAAGAAUGAAAAUGGCCAAUUGGUGAACUCCAAGAUCAAGAAUAAACAUCACCUUUAUAUUCUCGUCGCACAGUUUUUGAAGGCUAACCCGACCACCGACCAAUCGCCGUACCGUUUACGGAUUCGUGGCUUGCCUAUGCCCGAGAAGCUGCCUGAAGCCCCAGCUGCUCCGCGUGGCUGGAAGAUUGGAAAGAUCCUCCCCAUUCACUCGCCUGCUUACAGCGGUGGUGGCGUCAGUGACAACCCAUUGAAGGAUGCCAUGGCCGAAAUGCAGGGUAUGCAGGGCCAACCUGGCAUGCCGCAAAUGCCCGACAUGGGAAAUAUGGCGCAGAUGAUGAGCCAAAUGGGUGGCAUGGGUGGACUGGGUAACAUGCUCGGUGGAUUAGGCGGCAUGGGUGGUAUGGGCGGUAUGGGCGGCGGCGAGCCCUCAGGAUCCGGCCCGGAAAAGAAGAAGAAGGAAAAGAAGAAGGGCAGAGGGCACAAGUCUCUCAUCGCAUACUUGUCAUCUAUAAAUGUCAGAAGCACAGGGAUCUUACAAGAUGAGCUAUCAGUUGGUGAGAACUUCGACGACAUCACACGAACGAAGUACGAGGGAAUCCUUGAGCGGAAGUGGACUUCAGUGAUGCGACUACAAAAACGAAUAUUUGAACUGGAGUCCAAGGUCGCCGAUCUAGAAACAAAACUCCACUCUGCGGCAGCCAGUCAUCCGCACGAGGACCCCGUCAACUGGCUACCUGAUGGAGAACCAAGGCAUGAAUUGCAAUCUCACCAAAAGCAAGUCACUUGUGUAGCUUUUCACCCAAUCCAUUCAUCUCUGGCCUCCGGGUCGGAAGACUGCACUGUCAAGAUUUGGGACUGGGAGCACGGCCAGUUAGAACGGACUCUCAGGGGACACAGAUUGCCUGUUACGGGGGUGGAUUAUGGAGGCCCACAUGAUCAUACACGACUAGCAUCGUGCUCGAACGAUCUGACUAUCAAGAUCUGGGAUCCGAGCAAUAAGUACAUCAAUGUGCGCACGUUAUGUGGCCAUGAUCACUCAAUCUCCGCAGUGCGGUUCUUGCCCAGUGGGAACCUAGUAUCAGCUGGUCGAGACGGUUCGAUUCGAAUAUGGGAUAUCAUCACCGGAUAUUGUCUCAAAACCAUUGAUUCACAAGGAGAUUGGAUCAGAGAUAUUUCGGUGUCUUUGGAUGGUGGCUUGGUGGUGUCUGCUGGCAAUGAUCGAAUGGCUCACAUAUGGGAUGUCUCCUCGGGAGAAAUUACGGCCCAAAUGAUUGGCCAUGCGGGCCCAGUCGAGUGCUGCGCAGUUGCGCCUCGGUCAAGUCAUGCUCAUAUGGCUGUGUUGGGGUCGACGAAACUGUCCGGACGAGAAGUCUUUGUGGCAACUGGGUCGCGAGACAAAAGCAUCAAGUUAUGGAAUGAGAGAGGGAGAUUGAUCAAGACCCUUGAAGGUCAUGAUACUUGGGUGAGGGGGCUCGGUUUCCAUCCUCAAGGCAAGUUCCUGAUUAGCGUUGGUGAUGAUCGAACAAUACGAUGUUGGGAUCUAUCUAACGAGGGACGAUUGGUGAAGACCAUUGUUGGUUCAUCUAGAUUCUUGACUUCCAUUCGAUGGGGACCUAGCAUACGUUCUGCGCAGGGGACUUCACAUGUUAUUGCCGUCGGGAGUAUAGAUACAAGUAUCCGGAUGUGGAUGUAA